Molecule: messenger RNA, 1788 nt
Organism: Odontomachus brunneus
Lineage: Eukaryota; Metazoa; Arthropoda; Insecta; Hymenoptera; Formicidae
Exons: 3
Coding region: 368-1249 (293 amino acids)
Source: RefSeq, a predicted model, not a curated record
AAUAGAUUUGAUUAAAUGCAUUGAUCGAAUAGAUUUGAUCAAAUGCAUUGAUCUAAUUUGAGCAUCUCUAGAAUAUAAUCGACCCUUUAACAGGGAAAGUAUCAAGCGUCCAUUUAUUAGUCCAACCUGCUAUAUCUUCCGUUGAUUAUCUUUAAUUGAUGCGUUGAUUUGUGAGCAAUCAGUAACUAUGUUUGUAUGAACGUAAUUUCUAACGUUAGUGUAUAGUUUACGCGUGUGUACACUCGAGUCAAACAUGUCUCCUUCCCUGAUGAUCGUGUGACGUUGUGGCGAUCAAUGAUCGUAAACGUCAAUGUGACUAACACUUCUCACUUCUCUUUAUGUCAUUAUCAUACGCUCACCCAACAGGAUGGGCUCCAGCACCCUUGCUACAAAAGCGGAGCAGUACCUAUAUAAUAUAAAUCCUCUGGCUCAAAGGAUUGGCCAAGAUAUAACUGCAACAAAAGAGGCUUAUGAAGGCUUAUGGAAUACUCUGAGCACAGCUGAGCGCAAUCAAGCCAUCAAUGAGACUAUAAUUCAACCUGAGGUAGCAUUAAAAUACACUCUGAAGAAGAUAGAAUUGACCAAAGAGUUACCUGAAUGGUAUCCAAAACUACGUAUACAGACUGGAAUGAAGUAUGUCAUUGAUGAAACUGGUUCUACAUUACGAUGGCGAGAUGAGCACUCCGCUCCAUUUUCAUUCAUGACACAGUCGCAGAUGAACCUAAGUCUAAUAGAUUCUAGUGAGGAUCUCAAGUCAAAAUCAAUGAGAACUCAUUUUGGGGAGUCUCCACAUUUCUCCAGUCCCAUUAAAGCGCAGAGAAGUAAUCCUUGUUCCUUGAGUGACAGUUACAGCUCUGCUCAUCAAGUCAGCUGUUACCAGUCUGAUUGUUAUGCCAGCAGUUUGUUUGAAAAUGACCAGUGCAGUGACUUGUUGACCAAUGGAAUCGAUACCGAACACUCCGACAGUAUAUUUGCUAAGCUGAUCAACAAGACUUCCUUGUUGAAGCUUCAAAAUAAUAUCGAGGACGACAUGGAGAGUCUGGUGAGGGAGAGAGACUCCGACACCGACAAGAGUCAGUCAAACACUUUAGUGGUGAUGUCGCGAACGAAGUCGAGCGACAUAAAUGAGUCGACCGCUCUUCUGGAGACACCGAGCUCCUACAGCAGCUUCCAGUCGACCCAAUUGAAUCAGGAAGAGGAGGAGAGAAGUAUACCAAAGACCGGGUUUGAGUUUCUCGAUAACUGGUAAGUUCGCUCCAUUGCGGAAAUCAUUUCUUCUCCUAAACGCACUCUUAUUCACACAUAUAUUGGAGCGAUACGUCUGACUAAAUCCUUUUUAUAUUGUGUAAGAAAUAUUUGCGUAUGUGUGUGUGCAUGCGUGCGUGAAAGCCAGAGGCAUUACAAUAAUUAAUGUACGAACAUAUUCGUGCGAAGAAGCGAAGUAUUUUCUACAACAUGACUUUUGUAAAGACUUCUUUUUAUAUUUUUAUUUUGUAAUACUUUAUUUUUUAUUGCGCUACCCGAGGUAAGACUGACAGGAACAAUUCUCUCGCGUGUAUCUCCAUGCGAAUCCGCCUAAUCCUAUUUACAUUCUCACAGAGAGAAUCGUAAGUACAUAUCGCGCUUGGACAUGUCGGACAGCGUUUAGCCAGUUUAGAUUUGUUACCUAUCUUCUUUUUAUAGAAGACAUAGUAUCGUAUUUUAUGAUAUCAAAAUGUAUCCCUCGUAGCGUGUAUAGCGCUUAUAUAUACGAACGAAUAAACACGCUUAUCGUACUUCAUGUCGAAA